Molecule: messenger RNA, 941 nt
Organism: Aspergillus saccharolyticus JOP 1030-1
Lineage: Eukaryota; Fungi; Ascomycota; Eurotiomycetes; Eurotiales; Aspergillaceae
Exons: 1
Coding region: 104-628 (174 amino acids)
Source: RefSeq, a predicted model, not a curated record
GUAUGACUGGAUGGAUUGAUUGGUCAUCUGUCAUCUCAUCUUGUCAUUCUCCCCGAUCAGCUGGUGGCCCGUCACCACCAGGGGGCACCCGAAAACUCCUGAGAUGAAACUAGGGUUCGUAUUCAAGGUUAAGCGGCGCCUCUCGUAUGGAAUGCAGCCAUUCACGGCCACGAGUUGUCCCGCAAUCGCCAACCCUGCACUCCAUACCCCGUGCCCCCAACCCCCCGGUGUGCGAUGCAUGAUAUGCUGGUUAAAUAUAGUAUUUUUAUAUACUGAGAUGGUCCCAGAUUGCGCCCACGUCUUCCCCUUUCUUACUGUGUCUGUUUCAAAGCAAGCCAUCACCCCUGGCCUGGCGUGGCCAACGAUCCAUCCCAGCCCGAUGGCGUUAUUCGCGCGCGCACAGAGCGGACAAUGUCGCGCCCACCACGCCUUUACCACCAAGACCUCGCGCAUCAGCAUCGUCUGCUACUCAAUCUACUUUGUCGUCUUCCUGGGACUCUUCUUCUUCACCGCGACUCGCUUUGCAGUCAGCGACAGUAAACGUCAAUUCACGGUGCAAUGGCUCCUCCUCGCCAUUGCCGUCACGUUUAUGCUCCUGUACACUCGACGGGGGUGGUGGGGUCGAUGAAUGGGGCGGACCGGACGGGGGGAUCUGUUGGGCUUGCGGAGGAAGCGAUCCGGGAGGUGCAGGCGAGGAUGUAUGUCGAGGACUUCUUCUAUGCGGUUGCGGUGCUGAGUGCGGCGGUGGUGAUCCGUCGCGGCGGUUGGGAGAGGGACGGACGAAGAAGAGGAGGUCGAGGAUUGGGAGGGUGAGGAAUAUGUCGAGAGAUGUGCGAGGAAAGGGGGAUCCGUGAGAUGAUGCAGUCAGGAAGAGAUUAGGUUUUAAUUUUAUGAACAUAUUUGCCCCUUCCCCUUCUCUGAUGAUGUACAGUAUAUAUAAC